Arabidopsis lyrata subsp. lyrata is the source of this 692-nucleotide messenger RNA. RefSeq names its product MACPF domain-containing protein NSL1. Lineage: Eukaryota; Viridiplantae; Streptophyta; Magnoliopsida; Brassicales; Brassicaceae. The coding region runs from base 174 to 692 and encodes 172 amino acids. The record is from RefSeq and is a predicted model, not a curated record. The transcript has 2 exons. Gene Ontology annotation, biological process: plant-type hypersensitive response; regulation of salicylic acid mediated signaling pathway. Gene Ontology annotation, cellular component: plasma membrane.
GCCGUAAAGUCAAAGUAAUUACGUGUUGACUAAAUGUUUUCUUUCCUAGCCAUACACCGUUGACCACUUCAAUGGCUUCGCGCUCGUCUUCUUCUUCUUCUUCACCACACAAAGCCACAAUCUUUUGAAUUUUCCUCUUCCCUUUCUUUCACCAUCAUCUCUCUCUCGGAUCCAUGGCCUAUAACAAUUUCACCCGCCUCGAUGCUCAAUCCGCCGCCAAGAAAGCCGUCUCAGUGAUCGGAUUAGGUUACUAUCUCUGCUCCGAUGUUCGUUUCUCCGCUUGUAAAACUACACCAGACGGUUCCAGGUUAGUCGAAAUCGUCCCGACCCGGAACCGUGACUUAGUCUUCCCCGGUGGGAUCGUCGUUAACAACGUCUCGAGCUCGAUUAAGUGCGAUAAAGGCAAACGUACUCGAUUACGCUCCGAUAUACUCUCUUUUAAUCAGAUGUCGGAGAAGUUUAAUCAAGAUAUGUGUCUCUCCGGGAAGAUUCCGUCGGGGAUGUUUAAUAAUAUGUUUGCGUUUAGUAAAUGUUGGCCUAAAGAUGCGAGCUCUGUGAAGAAUUUAGCUUAUUGGUUCAUUAGCUUGUAUAUACGUGUUGAGAUUGUUAGGAAGCAAUUGACUCUACGUGAUGAAGUGAAACGUGAGGUUCCUUCUUCUUGGUACUCAUGUAGUUGUUGGAGUGAGUACUAA